AUGAGUGUACUGAAGGCGCGAAAAUGGAUAUUAAACGGGACAACGGCGAGCACUUCGAAAUCGAUUGCUCAUACGAUGCUCAUUGAGAAUGGUUUCAUUUUACCUUCAAGCAAAGGAUUUUACAGUCUUUUACCUCUUGGGCAACGGGUAAUUGACAAACUUUGCCGGAUAUUGAACCAUGAAUUCCAAAGGGCUGGAGCUAUGAAGGUUUCGAUGCCGAUAGUUGGCACGAAAUCGCUUUGGGACAAAUCCGGACGAUGGGAGGCCAUGGGUGCGGAGCUCAUGCAGCUCCAAGAUCGAGCCAACAAUCAUUUAUGUCUGCAACCAACUGCUGAAGAAAUGUGCACCGAAGUUGUUGGAAAUCUGUCGCCAUUCAAAAAACACAUGUUUCCGUUGAUGUUGUAUCAGAUUGGCGAGAAAUUCCGCGAUGAGAUGAAUCCGAGAUUUGGUUUGAUGAGAGCUCGUCAAUUUUUGAUGAAGGAUUUGUAUUCAUUUGACGUUGAUCAGGAACAUGCACAGAAGACGUACGCAAAAAUUUGCAAAAUUUAUGAUAGGAUAUUCAAGGAAAUUUUAGAAUUAGAUGUUAUAAAAGUUGAAGCCGAUUCCGGAGUUCACGGAGGAAUUUUAUCACAUGAAUAUCACUUGAAGAGCCGGUUGGAAGAAGAUUUUGUUGAUAAAUGCACAAGUUGUCAACGAUUUACGAAAGCAAAUCCGCCUUGUACGUGCGGAAAAUCGGAAUUCGAAAGAUUAAACACGGUGGAAGUUGGGCACACAUUCCAUUUGGGAACAAAAUAUGCAAAAGCUUUCGGAGCAAAAUUCACUGGAAAACCAUUAGACAUGUGUUGCUUCGGAAUCGGAGUUUCUCGACUACUUCCCGCUUUAAUCGAUGAGCUAUCAAUAUCUGAAAAAGCAAUUCGACUACCACGAGCGGUUUCUCCAUUCGAUAUUGUUAUUAUUCCUAAAAAGGCAAUGAUGUCGAAUGUAAUUGUUGAAAUGACAGUCUCCUCAGCUGCGCGAUACUUAAAAGGCGGAAUUCUUCUUGAUGAUCGAGUGGAUUUGUCGCCCGGUAAACGAUUGCAUGAUGCGAAUCGAUUAGGAAUCCCGUAUAUAGUAGUGCUCGCGAAUGAGACUGAACGAUCGUUGGUUACAAUGAAACCGCUUGUUGAAGUCUUCGCGACGAAACCAAAAUCUGAUGAAUUAAUUUCACACGGUGCAAUGCCUCUUGAAAAAUUUGUGACGUUCAUCCAAUCGGCGUCGAUGCCUCAAGAAUCCGCAAUACCGGUAUUCUCGCAAUGA
This is a messenger RNA of Caenorhabditis bovis, 1296 nucleotides long. The record is from the annotation of a GenBank genome assembly. NCBI's taxonomy places the organism in Eukaryota, Metazoa, Nematoda, Chromadorea, Rhabditida, Rhabditidae.